CGGAGACUUUUCGCGGACGCACUCGGAAGAGAAAUGUUUACAAACAACAAACUGUCAGAAACAACCCGAAAGCGUUGCUGCAAAUUAGCAAAUAUAUGUCAUGGUUGAUUUUCUCAACAGUAUGGACGCUCACACCAGGUUUUAGCGGAUAUAAAUUAAAUCCUUGAAUUGUAUUUUAACUGUGUCUGUGGGGGCAGAGAGAUAAGGCUGAGCAGGUGCGGUGUCUAAGUUACACAGAGGUGUUGGCUGUUGGCAGUCAGCAGGACACAUGGCAGAGGAAGGCCACAAGCUGACACUGAGGCGCCUGGAGGCACCGAUCCACAAGUUCAUUAAAGUGGCUCUACCCACGGACCUGGAGAGACUGCAGAAACACCACGAUAACAUACUGAAGUACCAACAUAACCAGCAAUGGGACCGCCUUCAUCAGGAGCAUAUCAAUGCCAGCCGAACUGUUCAGCAGUUGAGAGCUAACAUAAGAGAGAUGGAGAAGCUGUGCACCCGGGUCCGUGCCGAAGACGCUGCCGCUUUAGAGGCGCUUGUCAAGCCAGUUAGAGACCGGGCGUCAGCCGCCACACAAGGCUUCCUGCAUUUGCACUCUAACCCCGGCCUUCAGCCUGCGCCAUCGUCGCCACCUGCUGCUCAGCCGUCCAGCUGUGUGUCCAGCAGUUACCACGCUGAUGACGAUGUGGGUGAGGAGCUGGUGUCUGGCAGGCAAAUUCAGCUCCACCUUCCAGAAAUCCCUGCUGAUCAGAGUGCGGCCGAGUCCUGGGACAACCUGGAAGAGGAUCUGAAGGAGCUGAGUGGUUUGGUGACGGAGUUCUCACUGCUUGUCCAUUCCCAGCAGGAGAAGAUUGACAGCAUAGAGGACAACGUCAACACAGCCGCUGCCAACGUGGAGGAGGGGACCAAGAGCCUGGGGAAGGCGGUGGGCUACAAGUUGAUGGUGCUGCCGGUUGCUGGGGCGUUGCUGGGUGGAGUAUUAGGAGGUCCGCUGGGCCUGCUGGCUGGGUUUAAAGCUGCAGGGGUGGCUGCUGCUCUGGGAGGGGGCGCCCUGGGAUUUGCGGGGGGCAACAUGGUCCAAAAACACCGCCGUGCCCGAGUGGAUCUACAGAUGAAACAACUGACAGCACCGCCGUCGGAAGAAUCAGCCGAACCAGAGUCAAGCAAGGACAAAUGACCCAACACCUCCGGUCAGUCCUCGCUGAGCUCAGGUGGUCUGAUCACUAACUGAGGCUCCUGGUGUUUGGACGCAGUACAAACUAGACCUCCAGUGCUGCUCAGACUGCCUCACAGAGACUCAACAUUAGUCGCCAAGCACUGCUGUAAAACUAUUAUGUAACAACAGCCUAACAAUGCAAGAGUCAAAUACUUUGAUGUUUGGGUGUGAAUGGUGUUUCUGUGGGGACGUUAAUCUUAUUUUGUACAAUUUUUAAAAAAAUUCUCAACAGUUAUUUACACUACAGCUUUUGGUUUGCGGUUGGAUCAGCCUCACGUGGCUGCGAAAUUAAGUCAAUUUCAUGGAGCCGUCCAUUCUGUCAAAUGGUACCACUAACAAGAACAUUGUUUGUGUUCCUCAAGCUACCAUCUUUUUUUCAGAUCCUUUUUUUAUCAUGUUUUGCAAGUUUCUCAAUUUCUUUUUAUGCAGGAAUUACUGUCCCAUUGUGAACAGCUGUAGUAGUGAGACUACUAUAAGAAUAAUGUAUGGAAAAUGUCCUGUGCUGUUAGAUUGUUUACUUAAUGUAAAUUUAAGUGGCACACAAUGUUUAUAUUAAUAAUGUUGUAUAUAGGGACUUGUUUUUGUGAAGUAUGGAAGCAAAAUUGCACAAAACCCGCCCAAAGUGCCACUUUCCAGAUCACUUCAGGGACUGGAGUGUAAAAAACCUGCCAUGUACUCUUUACACUGCUGCUGGUUUUCUGCCAAAUAAAAUGUUUCUUGUCAACAGGAA
Molecule: messenger RNA, 1946 nt
Organism: Thunnus maccoyii (southern bluefin tuna)
Lineage: Eukaryota; Metazoa; Chordata; Actinopteri; Scombriformes; Scombridae
Gene: stx17
Product: syntaxin 17
Exons: 7
Coding region: 269-1177 (302 amino acids)
Biological process (GO): intracellular protein transport; exocytosis; vesicle fusion
Cellular component (GO): autophagosome membrane; plasma membrane; SNARE complex
Molecular function (GO): SNAP receptor activity; SNARE binding
Source: RefSeq, a predicted model, not a curated record